ACUUCACCUCCGGUGCACCUCAGGUAUACGACUUUGAUCUCGUUGGGGUCGAACUUCGGCGGCAUGGUGGAGGCGGCUGGUGUCGGAUGAACCCGGAUUCGGGACGACCGAAGAAAGUUGCACCUUCGCCCCCUCCGAGCCGAAAGCCGAGAGCAAAAAUAAAUAAAAUUUUAAAAAUAAAAAGAAUGGUUUAUCACAAGGAGAUUAUGUCACUGAAUGGCAGUGAUAAAUGUGGAUGAAAUCAUAGUGUUGCAAAUGGUUAUACCUAAAGGGACAGAAUGGAUUUUACUGGUUGAUUGGGAAAGACAUUUACAGUUUUGCUUAGAAUGAGUGGGUAAGAGCUGAAGGCCCAGUAACAGAAUUCCUUGUUGCUUUUGUUUGCGACCUAGGGUAAAGACUGCAUCUUUUAGGGAAAGAGUGAAGUGAAAGAAUAUUUCCUGUGCAUAUGGAUUCUAUAAGGUCAGAGGGUUCUUGUUUGACCUUGUAUAAAAUCAGCCUCUUAGACCAACCCAAAGCAACAUGUAGUUUCCUCCUUAUCAUAUUCCUAAUAGCAUAGUUUGUGACUCUGUUUUAAACCAAUUCAGAAAACUUUAAGGCCGAUUUAACUUUACUGGCUCCCUAUGUUGGCUUUGGUUAUUCCACUCCAUUAAACCUUUACUUCUUGGCCAUUUCUGCACUGUAAAUAUAAGUAAAUCUACUAACUCCUUUACAUGAGAUCUCUUUACAUAUUUAAGACAGUUAUCAUGUCCUCAGUAAGUCUUCUUUCCCUCUCCCAGAUCCUCAAAACUUCUUGGAACUAUUCAGGAACUCCAUGAGGUACAGGCUUCUGUACAAGAUAUAUGUAAAAUAACUUGAUAGGCAUGUUAUUCACACGUUUAGGAGUAAGUAAAAAACGAUGGCUUUUUUUUUUUUUUCAGAAAAUGCAAAGCUAUUAUUUAAAAGUCCCAAAACCAAAAAGAACUGAAGCCAAUGGGAUUAAGAGAUAAAAAGAAAACAGGAAGUAAUGGGUGACUUACCCAUUUCAAGACCUUCUCCUGCUAUUUUCUGAUCCCUAAGUUGUUCCAGAAUCGAUUUAAGCAGAAAAGUACAGCAGAGACCAGAUAAGUUACUGUGGAGUCAAGAAGUCUAUCAUGUCUGCCAUGAAGUUUGGAUAGAAUGAGUCAGGAAUUGGCAUUGGUCUUAAGAUCCCAGAUCUGAAAGUACUUCCCAUUGAUAAGAUAUUACUACACAGUCUGUAAUUGAUUAUUUGCAUAGAUAGAAAAAACAAACAAACUUCCCCAGCAACUUAAGAACUCUAAAAUAUCAGUUUUGUCAACUCACAAAUUUGGGUUGCGGUGAAAGUGGGAAAAAUAGAGAUAGGAAGAUGUAAGUUAAAUAAAAACAAGGUGUAUCUUUUUGUCUUUGAAUAUCCAUAGUUCUUUUUUAUAAGGCAAUUAAGAAGGAUAGAAAAUGUAUUCCAGCUGAUAAAAAGGAAUUCCCUGUGCGAAAGGGAGAGGAAAGGCAGAAAGCAGGUGGAAAAAAAAAAAAAUAGCAGGCAGUUGUCUUUAUAAUGUAGAUAGGUAUCGCCUCUAAUACAGGACUCGACACUGUUGUGCCCCAAUUAGAGAGCAAGCAUUGAUCGCAUGAACUUAAGUAGUGAUAACUUGUUGCCAAAUAAUAUUCAAAAGAAUAUCAGAAAUCAGAAUAAAUAUACUAUUAGUGUUUCAAAUCCAUCAAGUAACCUAGUUUUUCCUCCUUCCUCUCUACAAGGGAUUUUAAGUGCCACAGUGUGCUUCCCUCCCACUAUGCUGGUGCUUUUCCAUAGGAAGGGUUGUGCCUGGACCUCCCAGAUUGGAACGCCGAUUAUCGAAGGCCCCAAGGCUGUAUUCUCAGCUACGCCAAGUCACCUCAGAUAUUUGCACCAGAGCACCCAAAAUUCUGUGCCCAUGAGGAUAGUUGGAGUUUGUUCACAAAAUAGCAAAGUCUCUAGGUUGCUAUUCCAACAGCGGCAGUACUGAUGCUCCAGUUCGAAGGCCAGGAAAACAGAACGUAACGCCGGUGACUUCCAAAAUAUAAGUAACCACCAAAGUACAUGCUUAAUGACCUAGUGAAGUUAGCUUACGCCGCCUCCCAGACACCUGUAAUGAAGACCAUCUCGGCAAAGCUCUGGGGUGGGCAACUCGAUUUCACGAAAGCGGACACCAACGCUCUACCCAGGAAUAAAUGCGUCGUCUAAUGUUCCCAUUGGCCCUUUCGGCCUUCACUCAGCGGCUGACAACGCAGUCUUCCCUAGCGCAUGCGCGCCAUCUGCUUCCGGCCUGCGAGCUCGGUGUUCCACUCUUUGUGGGCCGGGUGGAUUUCCUGCUCUGCUUUUCUUAUGCCUGGUUGAUCUGUGUGCAAUGGCUCCGGACUCGGAUCCCUUCCCGGAAGGGCCUCUCUUAAAGCUGCUACCCUUAGACGCUAGAGACCGGGGCACCCAGCGCUGCCGCCUGGGCCCGGCCGCCCUCCACGCCCUGGGCGCGCGCUUGGGCUCAGCAGUGAAGAUCUCGCUACCCGACGGCGGCUCCUGCCUCUGCACUGUCUGGCCUCGGCGGGACGGAGCGAACGGCUUUGUGCAGCUGGACCCGCUGUGCGCGAGCCCCGGGGCGGCGGUCGGGGCGCCGAGAUCCCGGAGGAGUCUCAGCCUGAGCCACCUCCUCCUAGUGCCCUGUCCGCCCCUGCGGCGCGUUUCCGUGUGGCCGGUGUUGCGAGAGCUGGCGGGCGCGCCUGGUGCCCCGAAUACAGCCGCGGUGCUGGAGGCGGCGCAGGAGCUGCUGAGAAACCGACCGGUCUCCCUGGGCCACGUGGUGGUCGCUCUGCCGGGCGCUCCUGGCCCGGUGGCUGCCUUGCACAUCGUCGGCGGAACGCCCAGUCCCGAUCCCGCUGGGCUGGUCACCCCUCACACUCGCGUCGGCCUUGGCGGGGAACCUCCGUCCGAAGCCCAGCCGCAGCCCGAGGUGCCCCUGGGAGGUCUUUCGGAGGCGGCCGACUCGCUGCGGGAGCUCCUCCACUUCCCGCUCCGCUACCCGCGCGCCCUGGCCUCGCUGGGCUUAGAGGUGCCCCGCGGGGUGCUCCUGGCGGGGCCCCCCGGAGUGGGCAAGACCCAGCUGGUGCGGGCCGUGGCGCGCGAGGCGGGCGCGGAGCUGCUGGCAGUCAGCGCCCCCGCGCUGCAGGGUUCCCGGCCUGGGGAGACCGAGGAGAAUGUGCGGCGGGUCUUCCAACGCGCCCGGGAGCUGGCCAGCCGCGGGCCCAGCCUCCUCUUCCUGGACGAGGUGGACGCUUUGUGUCCCCGGCGGGGCGGUCGAGCACCCGAGAGCCGCGUAGUGGCCCAGGUGUUGACGCUGCUGGACGGCGCAAGUGGGGACCGCGAGGUCGUGGUGGUGGGAGCCACCAACCGGCCGGACGCUCUAGAUCCAGCGCUGCGUAGACCCGGGAGAUUUGACCGAGAGGUGGUCAUUGGGACUCCCACACUUAAACAAAGAAAGGAAAUUCUGCAAGCGAUUACCUCAAAGAUGCCCAUCUCCAGUCAUGUUGAUUUGGGCCUUCUUGCAGAAAUGACAGUUGGCUAUGUUGGUGCCGACCUGACAGCACUCUGUAGGGAGGCUGCCAUGCAUGCUCUCCUUCAUAGUGAGAAGAACCAGGACAAUCCUGUGAUUGAUGAAACAGACUUCCUUGAAGCUUUUAAAAAUAUUCAACCCUCAUCGUUUCGAAGCGUCAUUGGAUUGAUGGAUAUCAAGCCUGUUGACUGGGAGCAGAUUGGUGGCCUUGAAGAUGUAAAACUGAAGUUAAAACAGAGCAUAGAGUGGCCUCUGAAAUUCCCUCGGGAAUUUGUUAGGAUGGGCCUGAUGCAACCGAAGGGAGUUCUCCUCUGUGGGCCCCCUGGAUGUGCUAAAACCACUCUGGUGAGGGCCCUGGCCACAAGCUGUCACUGCUCUUUUGUUUCAGUGAGUGGAGCUGAUCUGUUUUCACCAUUUGUUGGAGAUUCAGAAAAAGUCUUAUCUCAGAUAUUUCGACAAGCAAGAGCAAGUACUCCAGCAAUUGUGUUUUUGGAUGAAAUUGAUUCAAUCUUGGGAGCUCGCUCAGCCAGCAAGAUAGGAUGUGAUGUUCAAGAACGAGUUCUUUCUGUUCUCCUGAAUGAAUUAGAUGGUGUUGGACUUAAGACAAUAGAGAGAAGAGGAAGUAAAUCAAGUCAACAGGAGUUUCAAGAAGUUUUUAACCGAAGUGUCAUGAUUGUUGCAGCAACAAAUAGACCUGAUGUGUUAGAUACUGCUUUGUUACGACCUGGAAGAUUAGAUAAGAUCAUCUAUAUUCCACCUCCAGAUCACAAGGGCAGGCUUUCUAUUUUAGAAGUCUGUACAAAAAACAUGCCAAUAGGUCCUGAUGUCUCCUUAGACAAAACAGCAGCAGAAACCCUCGUUUUUUUUCGGAGCUGAUCUUUUAGAACUCGCACAGAAGCUGCUUUGCUGGCUCUGCAAGAAAAUGGACUAGACACAACUACAGUGAAACAAGAGCACUUUCUAAAAUCACUUAAGACUGUAAAACCAUCGUUAAGUCGCAAGGACUUGGCUUUAUAUGAAAAUUUAUUUAAGAAAGGAGGAUUUUCUAACUUGGAAGGUAUUUAAAAAUCACCUUACACCCUUGUUCAGUUGUUCACGUUAAUUGAAAUGUGAACUUGCCUGUCGUUUGCAACUUCACACUUUUAGAAUUUGUGUUUGUAUUUCCUGUAAGUAAAUAAAUAAAAACAAAAAAACAAAAAACACAAAACCUUGUGCCUGAUAAGCUAAGGCUCAUUUAUUUUUAAAAGGCAUAUUAAAUAAAAUACUGUAAUUUAGGAA
Cercocebus atys (sooty mangabey) is the source of this 4853-nucleotide messenger RNA. RefSeq names its product spermatogenesis associated 5-like 1 (gene AFG2B). NCBI's taxonomy places the organism in Eukaryota, Metazoa, Chordata, Mammalia, Primates, Cercopithecidae. The transcript is spliced from 8 exons. The record is from RefSeq and is a predicted model, not a curated record. Gene Ontology annotation, molecular function: ATP hydrolysis activity; ATP binding.